AUGUCCGCAAAGACUGCCGACACCAAGCGCACAUCGCCCGCGGUCAACCUGAUCGCUGGUGGUGGUGCUGGUAUGAUGGAGGCCCUCGUGUGCCACCCCCUGGACACAAUCAAGGUCCGCAUGCAGCUUUCAAGGAGGGCUACAGCGCCUGGUGUUAAGCCCCGCGGUUUCAUCGCCACUGGUGCUCAGAUCGUGCAGAAGGAGACCGCUUUGGGUCUGUACAAGGGUCUCGGUGCUGUGCUGGGUGGUAUCAUUCCCAAGAUGGCUAUCCGUUUCACCUCAUAUGAAGCAUACAAGGGCUGGCUCGCCGAUAAGGAGACAGGCGUCAUCAGCAGCAAGGGCACCUUCCUGGCUGGUCUCGCCGCCGGUGUUACCGAAGCCGUGGCCAUCGUCAACCCCAUGGAAGUCGUGAAGAUCCGUCUGCAAGCGCAGCACCACAGUCUCGCAGACCCCCUGGACGCCCCCAAGUACCGUAGUGCCCCUCACGCACUCUUCACCGUGAUUAAAGAGGAAGGCUUCAGCGUCCUGUACCGCGGUGUCUCCCUGACCGCUCUCCGACAAGGAACCAACCAGGCCGCCAACUUCACCGCAUACACUGAGCUGAAGGCCGCUCUCCAGCGCUGGCAACCCGAGCACAGCAACAGCCAGCUGCCCGCCUACCAGACCACCGUGAUCGGCCUGAUCUCCGGUGCCGUCGGUCCCUUCUCCAACGCCCCCAUCGACACCAUCAAGACCCGUCUCCAGAAGACCCGUGCCGAACCCGGCCAAUCCGCUGUCUCCCGUAUCAUGGUUAUCGCCAAGGACAUGUUCAAGACUGAGGGUGCUCGCGCUUUCUACAAGGGUAUCACUCCCCGUGUGAUGCGUGUCGCUCCCGGUCAGGCUGUCACUUUCACUGUGUACGAGUUCCUCAAGGGCAAGCUGGAAGCCUCUAACUGGGCUUUCGUUGGUGGCAAGUACGAUGAGUAA
Messenger RNA from Penicillium bovifimosum, 966 nucleotides. Its product is annotated as putative succinate:fumarate antiporter (Acr1). Bases 1 to 966 code for a protein of 321 amino acids. The record is from RefSeq and is a predicted model, not a curated record. Lineage: Eukaryota; Fungi; Ascomycota; Eurotiomycetes; Eurotiales; Aspergillaceae. The transcript is spliced from 4 exons. Gene Ontology annotation, biological process: transmembrane transport; fumarate transport; succinate transport.